UACAUUUCUGCUUGGAGUCAGCAAGUCUUUCAAGAAUGCAGAAAGCACUUCUGAGCACCUGCCUCCUCUUGGCCCUGCUUCCUGCAGUGACAUCUCUGACUUGUUCCUACUGUCAGCAAAAUACAACUUCAUGUAACAGCCAAACAAAUGAGGUCUGUGGCUCUAAUCCAAGCUGUGUCUCUGGUGCUAUGGAUAACAAUAUAUUUCCACAGUACACAGUGACACCUUACCAGGGAUGUGCUGAUUCCCAACGUUGCCACUCAGGUGAUUACAGUAUAACUUCAGCCAAUGGUAGAUACCUCCAGAUGAAGGUCUUCUGCUGCAGAACAGAGAAGUGUAAUAAGGAACCUGUCUAUGUUCCACCUCGUGAGGACCUUUCCCCCAAUGGUUUAGAGUGCCCAGCCUGCUUCGGCCUCACCAAUUUUGCAUCAAAACCCAUAUGCAGAAGUCAUGGGACUGUCAGCUGUGUUGGCAAUGAGACCAAGUGCAUUGACUAUUCUAGCACGGCUAAAUUUUUUUUCCGUUUCAAUAAGCAACUGAAACUCAAAGGCUGUGCAACUGAAGACGUGUGUGCCCUUAAUGGAAAAAGAUUUUCAUAUGGCCUUCUUAGCUUAGCUAAGAUUGUAACCAAAUGCUCUGAUGCCUCAAAGCAGAUUGACCUUGAAGGGUAGGUAGGAGAGAGGAAAGAUCUCCUCCUUCUCUAUUGCACCAUUCAUGGUACCAGCAGAAUAUAUUAACAGCUGGAUGGUGAGAGCAGGGGCUCAGGCCUCCUGGUUUUCUUUUUCACUAUUGGUGAAA
This is a messenger RNA of Zootoca vivipara (common lizard), 798 nucleotides long. NCBI's taxonomy places the organism in Eukaryota, Metazoa, Chordata, Lepidosauria, Squamata, Lacertidae. The record is from RefSeq and is a predicted model, not a curated record.